AUGUACAUUACGCAAAUAUCUAGUAUUUCUCAAAAAGAAGACGUUGUACUUAAGAUAACCGGCACGGCGCGUAAACGUUGGACCGCCCUCAGGGCUUUACUGGUUACGUGUUGCGUGCCACCGCCCGACAACCUGAACAAUCUCUUAGAUCCGCACACGGCUCGUGAGGAUCGAUGCUUAACCCUACCGAUCGCUGAUUUCACAGCUCGGAGCACUCCUGGAGGCGGCGAAAUGAGCGAUCAAAAAGAUCACAUCAUCGGCGUUCUCCGACAUCGCACCGCCGGAGAAGGCACCACCGCGACGAGUCUUCUCCACGGUCACCACCUGAACAGCUACGGUGUCCACCCAAGACCUACCCUAUAUUUUUUAAAACAUAUAAUGUCGAGGCCAAAUACCGGAACCACAAUAAUACGUAUACGUCACUGCCGGUUUGGACGAAUGUACGGGACUGGUUUGGCAUGUGAAUGCGCGUGCGCAUGCGCCUUCGUCCGUGAAGACUCGCGCGAGAGACGGCGACCUCAUCACGCUUGCGCCUGUUCUAUUUGUGUUCGCCUUCGUCACUUUGUACGCCUUCAGUCAGUUCCGAAGCUGAAUCGGCCGCCCAGCGCGUUUUUGCUACCGGUGUGA
Molecule: messenger RNA, 627 nt
Organism: Leptosia nina
Lineage: Eukaryota; Metazoa; Arthropoda; Insecta; Lepidoptera; Pieridae
Source: the annotation of a GenBank genome assembly